AUGGUUCAAUUGCAGGACAAAAUGCAGCUGCUCCCAAAACCGAAGCUAUACACACCACCUCCACCUCAACCCCUCCACCAAAAGAAGACCUCCUCCCCCCACCGCAAACGACAAGCCGCCCGCCGCGCAGCAUCCCAAGCAGACCUCGUCCUGCCUGCAAAUUCCUCCUCAAAUCUCACCUCCAAAGCCUCAGCAGCACCGGCCAACUCUCUCCGCCGCCUAGUCCCCAUCCUCCUCUCGCUCUCCAAGCCACGUCUGUCCAUCCUCGUCGUGCUAACAGCAAUGGCAUCCUACACCCUCUACCCAGUUCCCGAACUUCUCUCACAAACUGAAACUCCCUCCCUCUCAACCCUCACCCUGCUCUUCCUCACGACAGGCACAGCGCUCUGCGCCGCAAGCGCCAAUGCGCUGAACAUGUUAUACGAGCCGAAAUGGGACGGAAUGAUGAGCAGGACUCGGAACCGGCCUCUCGUACGAGGUCUUAUAUCUACACGCGGCGCAGCACUGUAUGCUGUCCUAAGUGGCGUGAUAGGAACAACAUUGUUAUACUUCGGUGUCAAUCCGACCGUUUCCUUCCUCGGUGCCCUCAAUAUCGCCCUCUACGCGGGUGCCUAUACACCGCUAAAACGUAUCUCGGUGCUCAACACAUGGGUCGGAGCAAUCGUCGGCGGUAUCCCGCCAUUAAUGGGCUGGGCUGCUGCGGCGGGGCAGAGCGCGACCAAGGACGGAACGUGGAGGGAGUUGUUGCUUGGGGAGGGGAACAUUGGGGGCUGGUUAUUGGCUGCCCUGCUUGUUGCGUGGCAGUUUCCGCAUUUUAUGGCGCUGAGUUGGUCGAUUAAGGAUGAAUAUAAGAAUGCGGGGUAUAGAAUGUUGUGCUGGGUUAAUCCUGCGCGGAACGGACGCGUAGCUCUCAGAUAUAGUCUGGCUUUCUUUCCUAUUUGUAUAGGGCUGUGUUAUGUUGGUGUGACGGAGUGGAGCUUUGCGAUAGCAAGUACGCCGAUCAAUGUGUGGCUGGUGAAAGAGGCAGUCAAAUUUUGGAGGUUGGAGGGUAUCAAGGGGUCCGCGAAAGGCCUGUUUUGGGCUAGUGUGUGGCAUUUGCCUGUGGUUAUGAUCUUGGCGAUGGUGGAGAAGAAGGGAUUGUGGCAGCGGGUGUGGAGGGCUGUUGCGGGGGACCCAGACCCGGAUGAUGAUGGGGAGUGGAUGGACGAGGAUGAGGAGGAGGCUGUGUUGGAGGCCAGCAAGGUUUCGCCGGAGGCCAGAAAGGCGGCCAUUGCAAUGCCGAGCAGAUGA
This is a messenger RNA of Lachnellula hyalina, 1290 nucleotides long. It is a transcript of the gene COX10, whose product is annotated as Protoheme IX farnesyltransferase, mitochondrial. Gene Ontology annotation, molecular function: protoheme IX farnesyltransferase activity. Gene Ontology annotation, cellular component: mitochondrion; mitochondrial membrane. Gene Ontology annotation, biological process: heme biosynthetic process. The transcript has a single exon. Lineage: Eukaryota; Fungi; Ascomycota; Leotiomycetes; Helotiales; Lachnaceae. The record is from RefSeq and is a predicted model, not a curated record. Bases 1 to 1290 code for a protein of 429 amino acids.